This is a messenger RNA of Mobula hypostoma (lesser devil ray), 1521 nucleotides long. Its product is annotated as tyrosine-protein kinase SRK2-like. The transcript is spliced from 8 exons. Gene Ontology annotation, molecular function: protein tyrosine kinase activity; ATP binding; protein binding. The record is from RefSeq and is a predicted model, not a curated record. Lineage: Eukaryota; Metazoa; Chordata; Chondrichthyes; Myliobatiformes; Myliobatidae. The coding region runs from base 1 to 1449 and encodes 482 amino acids. Gene Ontology annotation, biological process: protein phosphorylation.
AUGGCCAAAAGCUUAAGAAGGAUUUGCCCCUGUUUAAAUUCGACUCCGAGGAGGAACUCAGAUGACAAAGUAUCUAUAAUUUCUCAUGUCGGAGAUAGUCGUUAUCCUGUCUUCACAGCGCUGUAUGAUUUCUGGGCUAGAACGAGCGAUGAACUCUCUUUCAAAACUGGGGAGGAAUUCGAAAUCAUUAACUAUGACAAUUACUCCGACAGACCUUGGUUGCUUGCCAGAAAACGGAAUUGUGAAAAUGGCGAUAAGUGCACGGGAUAUAUUCCCGCUAAUUACAUUGCCAGGAAGGAAAGUAUAAUCGCAGAACCCUGGUUUGCUGCGAAACUGAGCCGAUCUAACGCAAAAGGUAUCCUUUCCACGCAGCCUAUAACUGGGUCCUUCCUCAUCCGUGAAAGCGACAGUCAAGAAAGUGCAUAUGCACUCUCAGUACUAGAUGGAACCAUUGUAAGACACUAUCACAUCUUCCAAAGCAAAUCUGGGCAGUUUUACCUGAAUGUAGCCAAUCAAUUUUCCAGUCUGAAAGAACUGGUGGAAUACUACAAAUUAAAUAAUCUUCGGCCAGGUCUCCAGUUAACUAGACCUUGUCAGAAACAACAUCAACCAAAUAUAAGAGAUUUGUCCCAUUGGACUGUGGAUAACUGGGAGAGGCCCAGGUCAGAAUUCACUUUAACAGAAAAGCUGGGUUCGGGACAUUUUGGAGAAGUAUAUGCUGGAUAUUGGAAUGAUACUGUUCAAGUCGCCAUCAAGACAGUAGAAGUUGGUUUAAUGAAUGCAAAAGAUUUCCAUACGGAAACACAGAUUAUGAAGAGGUUGCACCAUCCACAUCUAUUAUCCCUGUAUGCAGUAUGCACGACAGCUGAUCCUUUCUACAUUGUGACUGAACUAAUGAAAUAUGGCAGUCUGCUAAAUUAUUUACGAAGCAAAAAAGGAUCCUAUUUAAACUUGGAACAUUUACUUGACAUGAUAAUGCAAGUAGCAGAGGGGAUGUUAUACCUUGAAUCACAAAAUUUUAUUCAUCGUGAUUUGGCUGCAAGAAACAUUCUGGUUGGAGAUAAUCACAUUUGCAAGAUUGCUGAUUUUGGAUUAGCCAGAUUUAUGAAGGAUGACAUGUAUGUGUCACAAUCUACUACAAUUCCAUAUAAAUGGACUGCCCCAGAAGCUAUUGAGCAUGGCUAUUUCUCUAUGAAGUCUGAUGUGUGGUCUUUUGGCAUUCUCCUUUAUGAAGUGAUAACUUACGGCAAAACCCCAUAUCCAGGUAUGAACAAUCAAGAAGUAGUGAGUAUGGUUUCUCAAGGUUACCGAAUGCCUUGUCCUAAUGGAUGUCCAACGAUGCUGCACAAAGUCAUGUUAGACUGCUGGGAGAAAGUAGCAUCCAACCGCCCAUCAUUUGCGACGUUAAUAAGUAAACUGCUAGCCUUCAACAUAAAUCAUUUAUGUUAAGCCAGAAAUGUGAAAAUUAAAGCAACUGUUGAUUCUGAGAUAAAAACAGAAAAUUCUCAGCAAUACUCAGCA